UGACAGUGUAUGAAGUGCACGUGGCAACAGGUGAACUUUGGAAUGCCGGAACAGUAGCAAACAUUUACAUUUCUGUCUAUGGGGAAAAGGGAGAUACAGGAUCCAGACAACUAUUUCGAUCAAAGAGCACCUUGAAUUUUUUAAGAGGACAAGUUGACAGCUUCCUCCUGGAAGCUGUGCAUCUGGGGAAUUUGUACAAGAUUGUCAUAGCCCAUGAUGGGCUUGGACCAGGAAAUGGUUGGUUUCUUGAUGAUGUUGUGAUCAAGGAUCCCACAACGAACCGUGAAUACACCUUUUUCUGCCACAGAUGGCUGGAUCAAGGGGAAGAUGAUGGUAAAAUCGUCAGAGAACUGUAUGCCAAGAAUAACAGUAUUCUCUCUGCAAGGCAAAAGCUGGAAGUUAUUAGAAAAGAAACAUGGGCUGCAGAAAGCUGGAAAUUUAGGAAAGGAAAUACUCUUCAGUUCUACAACAGGCUUACUGGAGGGUUUGUCCGUCUGCAUCCAGACAGCACAGUGGACGCAGUUGGAGAGAAGACAGACAAAUACGGUUUCUUUGACGUUAUUUUCAACAAAGGAAAUGUAUGCAUUUUCCAAAGUCAUGAAUUGAGGCACCUUUCUCUGGCUCUUGACAACGGCUCCGUCACUGGAAUGGCUAGUGGUGGAGCCUCCACUGAGAUGCGGGUGCUGUCUCAGCCCAACCGCUGUGCACUCCUUGAGUCAGCACGGGUUCCCGGCCACUUGGUUAUUUUUGAUCGCCAUGGCAAAAUAACUAAUGAAUCAUCAGCAGGCUACGCAGACCUUUCAAAAGAGUUUGUGGUUUUUGUCAAGGGUGUGUUGCUCAACAGCGCAGUGGUUCUGCUUGCCACCAGCCUGUGCCAGGCCCUCUGCCUCCUGCCGGAUGGGAGCUGCACAGGCGUGGGAAAGCCGUCUGAAAAGUCCUACUGGAGAGUGCAUAAAAUCAGCUCUGGGAUCUGCAUGUUUGAAAGUGUGAAGAAUGCACGGAUGUUUCUGAGGAUUAAGGACGGACGGUGUGACGGAGCCGUAAGCAUCUGCUCAUGUUUUUCUCAGCGAAUGUCUAAGACACUUGCCAAGAAUUGCUACGAGUGUUGCUUGCUUGAGUGUUUUGCUUUUUAGUUUUGACCUAUGAGCACUCUGGAAAUUGGAUGUGCUACGUGGUGGCCCCCCUUGACUGG
Messenger RNA from Odocoileus virginianus texanus, 1192 nucleotides. NCBI's taxonomy places the organism in Eukaryota, Metazoa, Chordata, Mammalia, Artiodactyla, Cervidae. The record is from RefSeq and is a predicted model, not a curated record.